This is a messenger RNA of Sceloporus undulatus (fence lizard), 702 nucleotides long. RefSeq names its product cytoplasmic dynein 2 intermediate chain 2-like. The record is from RefSeq and is a predicted model, not a curated record. Lineage: Eukaryota; Metazoa; Chordata; Lepidosauria; Squamata; Phrynosomatidae. Gene Ontology annotation, biological process: intraciliary transport. The annotation marks the transcript as partial. The transcript has 4 exons. Gene Ontology annotation, molecular function: dynein light chain binding; dynein heavy chain binding. Gene Ontology annotation, cellular component: ciliary plasm; cytoplasmic dynein complex.
AAGCGGAUAGUCCCUGGUUGCUAUGGCAACGGCGAGGCCUAGUCCAGGGCCCCUCGCUUUUGAAGCCUGUUUCGUGCCAUGUUUGGGGACUCUGCGGCCCACGGGGUCCACGUCGAGUCGGUCUGGAGGAGGAACCAGGGCGCCCGCUGCCAGGAGAGGAGCACCCAAACUGGGGUGAUCUCCACAGCGGAAGCCGUAACCCAGUCCCAUGGCUGCCAGGACGCGGGGGUCCAGACAGACACAGGCGACGCGGAGGCUCCGCUACAGCCGGGUCUUUCCUCCUCAGGGCUGGUCGAUUACAGCGGCCUGCGCGCCUUCCUGCAGCGGGUGGAAGAGCUGGUGAUCAGGGAGCUUGACAAAAACUGGAAGAGCCAUGCCUUCGAUGGCUUUGAGGUGAACUGGGUAGAUCAGAACGAAACGGUCACUUGCUUGCACAGUUUAUCAUACCCCGAAGCUCAAGAACGCAAACUGCAGGUGACCAGUGUGUCCUGGAAUGCCACUGGGGCGGUCAUUGCUUGCUCAUAUGGCAGACUGGAUGAUGGAGACUGGAGUGCAGAAAAAUCCUACAUCUGCACUUGGAAUCUUGACCGAAGAGCUCUGAACCCCAAACAUCCAGAUCUAGUGGUGGAGAUCCCCAGUGCUGUAAUGUGUUUGGCUUUCCACCCUCUGCAGCCUUCCCUUAUAGCAGGUAACCUGCUCUGC